AUGCUGAGAUGAAUACACUUUGCAUACAUGUCCACAUUAAACAAUAUCCUUUAUUUCCAAUCUGUACUUGGAGUUCUAGCCAAUAUGUUUCUCCUUUUUUUCUACACUGUCAUAAUCCUCUGGCACAGACCUAAACCUAAGGCCAUGGACCUGAUGUCCUGUCAAUUGACCUUCAUCCACAUAGUGACGGUCCUCACUGGAGGGGAUCUUUGGCUUACAGACAUAUUUGAGUCACUGAACUUUGAGAAUGACUUCAAAUGUAAGGCAACUUUUUACAUGAACCGAGUGAUGAGAGGCCUGUCCAUCUGCAUCACCUGCCUCCUGAGUGUGUUCCAGGCUGUCACUAUCAGUCCCAACACAUCAUUGUUGGCAAAAUUUAAACAUAAACUUAAAACAUACACAAUCUAUGCUUUCUUCUACCUCUGGUCUUUCAAUUUGUCAUUCAGUAGUAGGUGGAUCUUCUAUGUUGGUGCUUUUACCAAUGUGAGUGAGAACAACCAGAUGAAGGUCACUCAAUCCUGCUCACUCUUCCCCAUGAGCUAUAUCACUAGGGCACUGAUUUUAACAGUGACAACCUCCAGAGAUGUCUUUCUUGUAGGAGUUAUGUUGACCACAAGUGCAUACAUGGUGAUCAUCUUGUUCAGACAUCAGAGGCAAUGCAAGCAUCUUCACAGCAUCAGCCACCCAAGAGCGUCUCCUGAGAAAAGAGCCACCCAGACCAUCUUGCUGCUGGUGGUUUUCUUUGUGAUCAUGUACUGGGUAGACUUCAUCAUCUCAUGCACCUCAGUCCUGUUAUGGAAGUACAACCCAGUCAUCCUGACUGUUCAAAAGUUUGUGAUGAAUGUCUAUCCCACAAUUACUCCUUUGGUACAAAUCAGUUCUGAUAACAGAAUAAUCAAUAUGCUGAAAAACUUGCAGACAAUGGGCCACCAAAUUUUUUAA
Messenger RNA from Peromyscus maniculatus bairdii (prairie deer mouse), 942 nucleotides. The record is from RefSeq and is a predicted model, not a curated record. Lineage: Eukaryota; Metazoa; Chordata; Mammalia; Rodentia; Cricetidae.